Messenger RNA from Nematostella vectensis (starlet sea anemone), 3802 nucleotides. Its product is annotated as R3H domain-containing protein 2. Gene Ontology annotation, molecular function: nucleic acid binding. Lineage: Eukaryota; Metazoa; Cnidaria; Anthozoa; Actiniaria; Edwardsiidae. The coding region runs from base 563 to 3598 and encodes 1011 amino acids. The record is from RefSeq and is a predicted model, not a curated record. The transcript has 19 exons.
UAUAACGUCAUUACCCAGAGGCCCUGGCGGAGCGAGCUGCGCGUGUAGGCCGGUGUGUUCUGCUCCAUGCUUUAGAAACAACACAAUCCCUGCAAAUUCUGGGAGGUUUCUCCUGUUUACUAAUACUAUCCACUGACAGGAGCUGUUUUUUUUUUGGAAGGAAAGGCUCUAAGGGGUUGAGUGCUCGAUUUAUGUAUUCAUUGUCCUCUAGAAACGCCUGCUUCUUGUUUUUGUUUUCACGUCAGUGACACAGUUCGCAGUGAAAGCAGCUUGCUCAGAGAGAGCGAGAGCUGUUUUCUCUGUAGAGUUUGCCCGUUUAUCAUGUCCACCUGAAUCACAGAUUGUUGUCAACAAUGGAUCACUCUUUUUGCUGAGAUCAAAUCUUCAAGAAUUAUAUUACUAGUAAUUUCGACGCAAGCUUGAAAACAGCCCUAAAGUUGUGUUGAUUUUUGAGUAAAUUUAUUACGUCCACCGUUAUGAAUCCUCCUCAGAAACGUUUUAUGGGAAAGUUGUGACUAAAAAUGAUGUCGGUACUUAUAGAAACCAAGGUUGCCUUGAUCAGAUGAUGGAAGAGGAAACAGCAGUGGUGUCUUCCAAUGAAAUGACAAAGCUACAAAGCCCUACUCAUGAUAACACUUCUGUACCUACUGUGACAACAGCAGAAGUUUCAAGUGCUGAAACUACUUCGAAAGCUGAAUCGCCACGGCAACAACCUCAAGCAGUUACCAUGACCAGUGAUGUGUCAUCCUUCAGUUCUGUUCAUGUGCAGCAAAGUCCAGCCUUUUCAAAGAUGCGCAGUUUACAACUAACCUCUGUAUCAGAGCCAAUUCAGGCGAACCCACGUAAGAUGCUUGUUAGAAGUCCAGCAGUACGGAGUACUUCAUCACCCCCCCUGCCCCCUGACGACACCUCUGAGGUCAUUACACAUUCCUGUGUAACAAACACUAGCUUUGAGUCAUGUCAUUCAUUUGAUAGUGGCAUUGUCAGCGAGUUUUCCUCACGGCCAGAAAAUGCAGGAAAAUCCUCCAAGCAAGGCUCAUUUUCAAGAGAUAACUCCUUUGAAUAUACUGACUCGACGGGUACUGACCUAAAUGAAUUUAUUAUCAAGACUCUUAAAAAUCCAAGGGAUAGAAAGUUUGUCAUGAAACUUGAACAUGAUUUUCUCAACUUCAUACAGGAUCCAUUGACUAUUUACAUAAACUAUCCCCCAAUGACAUCCUAUCAUCGCAUGAUAGUGCAUCGGGUGGCAGCCUACUUUGGCAUGGACCACAAUGUUGACCAGCAGACAGGGAAAUCAGUCAUUAUUAACAAAAGUGUCACAACAAGAAUCCCAGAGCAGCGUUUUGCUGAUCUUGUGUGCUUAUCAAGAGAAGAGUCCGAAGACUCAGAAGGGGCAAUGCCUAGGUCAAUACUGAGACGGCAGAACACACCAUCGGAUGAUAGUACCCCACCUAAGGUUGACAGUCCCAUAAUGAUGCUGGGAGGUAUGGAAAGAUCUAAAUCAAUAGAAGAGAGGGAAGAAGAGUAUGUAAAAGCGCGGCAAAGAAUAUUCAACAACCCUAAUUCCCGACAGUCAUCGCAGUCUUCACAUUCAUCAAAGGGAGACAGUGAUAUGCCGCACCCUCAGAUUCUUACAAGGGAAGAGGCAGAAUUCCUCCAGGCAUUCACAGAUGAAAUGACCCCUAGGAUACUCAAGUCCAGGUCAUUUGACGAGAGAACAAUGGACAGACCUCCUUUUACUGGGCCAGGAAUUCAAAUCCUGUCCAACAAGCAUAGGCUUCUUCCUCGAUCCAAGAGCACCCCAGCCUACGGACAUUCCGAUAUGCCGGCUAGUCUAGCAAGUGCAAAGCACCUGAGUGGGUUCUCUGGUGUCCAGUACUGGUCCCCAGAGGGUGUGCCAUUAGUUGCUACUACACUACCAACAGGGGAAAUGGUCAUGACUCCAGGAGUUUUGCCAGUUAUGGCUACUGGACCAGCAACCAUGCCAUCUGCAGGUGGUAUGAUUUGGUCAUCAGCUCCUCCAGACUAUGUGACUCAAGACGUCAUGCUAAUCAACCCUAACACAGGCUCCCCAGCUCUUGGGCCAGAUGGCCAGCCACUCAUUGUGCAGCAAGCCUAUCAGUCCAUGGUGGUAAAGUCAGGCAGCGCUCACGCCGGAGUACAGCCCCACCCAUCCCAAGGGUCACUGCAGCCGCAAGGUACCCAUUACCCCCAAGGAGUCGCUGUGUCGGGAGCUUCUGCAUCAGGGCAGAUGAUGAUGCAGUCACCAUAUAUGGGCACGUCUCCACAGCCUGUAUAUGUAAUGCAACAGCAGGCCAGACCACCUUUUAAUCAGCCGCAAAUGGGGUCAGAAGGAGUAGGCUCUAGCCAGUGGCAGGCGGGGGCUACACCCCUUUCCUCGCCAUAUCAGGACAUGACAGGCCAAAUGGCAGCACUCACUGUGAGUGGGCAGCCACUAGACGCUGAUGUGGCAUACCACGAGGAGUCUGUUUCCGUGGCAUCGUCUUCUGCAGCAAUACCAAUGUACGGUUCUACCAUGGCCCAGGCCAGUCUACCAGGACAGCCUGGACAGUACCAGUAUGUAAUCCCAACUCAGCCUGGCAUCCCGUCACAAUUCAUAUCCCCUGGCCAGGCACCGCAUAUGGUGUUACCACCUGGAUCCCCAGUCCAACAAGUUCCUGGAUACCAGCCAGCAUACUUACACACACCCUACCAGCCACAGUAUGGGCUAAACAAAGAUGUCGCAACACUUUCUCACGCACGUUCCCACACUCCACCUACACCACCACGCACAUCCUCGCCUGCACUCGCUCAAGCGUACACCCAACCCACAAUGCAAGUGAGCUCUCUCCCCAGCCAUCAGGGAGCACCUUUUAGGCAACCACAAGCUGCCCCUCAAGCGAUGCCCUCCAUGGUGCCUAUGUUGAUGCAGGGUGGACACCCGGUCCCUGUAGGCGGCAUGGUACCCUACGCGUAUGCACCUCCAGUGUCAUACCAGCCCUUUCAGGUCCAAGGCAAGUAUCAGCAGGCUCAGAAGAGGGGUUAUGGCCAAGACAGAAGGCAGCAGAAGACAUCUGAGUUUUAUAGUACUGAGGGCGCUCCUAUAGCCUAUGGUGAACCUGGUGUUGUAGCUAUGGACAGGAAUCUUUAUGCUCAGCAGAGAUUCGGACAAGUAUCCGUAGGAGUACAGUACCAGGCUAAAUCUAAGUCUAAGCAGACUUACAAGAAAGGCCAAGGUUCUCGUAGCAACAGCGGCGAGUCUGGGACAAUGGAGCGCCAGAGCAGCGCCAAGUCUUUAGACUCUGAUAGUGCACCAUCCAACGUGCUUGAAGUCUACGAGCUGUCAGUGGGCAUAAAACCCAGCGAAGUCGAGAUUCUCUUGGAAGAGCUCAAAUCCUCGGGUGCUCUUUUAGAGUGGCCACAAGAUGCUUCUACUACGCCCGAGACAGUAAUACGGGCCGUAUUCCCUAGCCCGUCUGCCGCAGAACACGCCCUGUCUUUGGCUAGCAAAGGUGGCUUCAAGCUGCGCUACCCAGGUGCUGUCCGCAUCGCUGCGCAAACCGCAGAGGUCGGCACUCCUGAGGCCUCGAACUCUUAGCUAGGAAUUUUUACGUUUCAAUAAGUAUUUUAUUUUGUAUUUUGAUUUUUAUAUGGCUGUUUGAAGAAGCCUUCAGGAUUUGAUCCCGUAUAGGAGCAGAUAGCCGCUAGAUGCUCGAUAAUUAUUAUAAGGGGAAUUUGAGAAAAGUGGAAAACCUCUAGAGAUGUAAGAAAUGCCUUAAUUAAAUUACCAUAACAAAUCCGA